AUGACGUCCACACCAUCUAUCAAGGGCCGUUUGGCCAAGGCCGUAGGCUACGAUUCCGAUGGUCGAGACGAUGAUGUCCCUUCAAUAUCGAAUGCGGACCUCUUUAUUGAGGAAGAACCCACCAUCGGAGAAUUCCUCGCUGAAAUCACGCCCUCGCUCCAAAAUGUCAUCAAUUAUUUCGUUAACCUGUUUCCCUUUGUCCGCUGGAUCGGCAAAUACAACCUGACUUGGCUGAUUGGCGACCUCGUUGCAGGCAUUACCGUCGGCGCUGUCGUCGUCCCCCAGGGAAUGGCAUAUGCCCAGUUGGCUCAGCUUGAUGUCGAAUAUGGACUGUACACGUCCUUUAUGGGAGUUUUGAUCUAUUGGUUUUUUGCUACUUCAAAAGACAUUACCAUCGGUCCUGUUGCCGUCAUGUCUCAGGUUACAGGAAACAUUGUCCUCAAAGCCAAAGAUGAACUCCCCAAUGUUCCCGGUCACGUUGUGGCAUCUGCCCUUGCCAUCAUCACUGGCGCCAUCAUUCUUUUUCUCGGACUCGCUCGCCUCGGCUGGCUUGUCGAGUUCAUCUCGCUCCCGGCCAUUUGCGCCUUCAUGACGGGAUCUGCCGUCAACAUCAUCUCUGGACAGGUGCCCAAGCUGAUGGGCAUCAGCGGAAUCAAUACGAGAGAUGCGCCAUACUUGGUCAUUAUCAACACUUUGAAGGGCCUGCCGAAUACCAAGCUGGACGCUGCGCUCGGUUUGACGGCUCUGUUGAUGUUGUAUCUGAUCCGAGGAGUUUGUUCCUUCAUGUCCAAGAAGCAGCCCCAUCGUGCCAAGAUGUACUUUUUCCUCUCGACUCUUCGUACGGUUUUUGUCAUUCUGCUGUACACGGCCAUCAGUGCCGGUGUCAACGUCAGCCACAAGAAGAAGCCGAGUUUCAGCCUAAUCAAGGAUGUACCUCGAGGCUUCCAACAUGCUGCUGUUCCAGAGAUCAACGCCCCAAUCAUCCAGGCAUUUGCCUCUGAGAUCCCUGCUGCUGUCAUCGUCAUGCUCAUUGAACACAUCUCCAUUUCCAAGUCCUUUGGUCGAAUCAACAACUAUGUCAUUGACCCAUCGCAGGAGCUCGUUGCCAUUGGAGUUACUAAUCUGCUUGGCCCAUUCCUUGGGGGUUACCCUGCCACUGGGUCCUUCUCAAGAACUGCCAUCAAGUCCAAGGCUGGUGUUCGAACCCCGUUUGCCGGUGUAAUUACUGCCAUCGUGGUUUUGCUGGCCCUGUAUGCGCUCCCUGCAGUCUUCUACUAUAUCCCCAACGCGGCCCUUGCUGCUGUCAUUAUCCACGCCGUCGGCGACGUCAUUACACCUCCCAAAGUCAUCUUCCACUUUUGGCGAGUUUCCCCGCUGGAGGUGCCCAUCUUCCUGGCCGGUGUGCUGGUGACGGUCUUCACCACCAUCGAAAAUGGCAUUUACACUACCAUUGCCGUCUCUGCCGCCGUGCUGAUUUGGCGCCUGUUCUUGAGCCGGGGCAGAGUACUCGGCGUGGCUCGCAUUCGCACCGCGAAAGCCGACCAGGAGUUGAAGCACGCGGGAGAUUCUGCCUUUGCUGAGGAGUCAGACGAGUCACUGAGAAAGGGUUUCCUGCCCAUUGACCAUGCAGACGGGUCCAACCCCAGGGUGGUGGUUCAAAGCCCUCAUCCCGGUGUCUACAUUUACCGCUUUGCGGAAGGCUUCAACUAUCCCAACGCGACCCGGUAUCUGAACCACCUCACAGAAGUCAUCUUUGCGGAAACCCGAAGAACAGACCCCACGCUCCUGGGCAAAAUAGGGGACCGCGCCUGGAACGACAAUACACCACGUAACCAGGAUGUUGACAAGGUGGACACCCGGCCAACUCUGAAAGCAAUCAUCCUCGACUUUUCUUCCGUCAACAACAUUGACGUCACCGCCGCGCAAGCUUUGAUCGACGUGCGAAACCAGCUGGACCGUUACGCCGCCCCCGAGGCGGUCGACUGGCACUUUGCCAACAUCGAGAACCGAUGGACUAAGCGAGCGCUGGCGGCGGCAGGCUUUGGAUUCCGGUCUCCCAGGCCAGCUCACGGCUCGGGCGUCGCAAACUGGAAGACCAUCUUCAGCAUUGCCGAUUUGGGGGGAUCCGACAGCGCAGCCAAGGCGGCCGAGGCGGCCGCGAUUGGCGACAAGAAAUCCGUCCGCGAGUAUGACAUUGAACAGGCGGAAUCCGACAUCUCGCGGCUUUCAGACAAGGACGUGCCUCAAAACCCUGGCAGCGCAAGAUUGGUGGCCAUUCAAGGACUGAACCGACCGUAUUUCCAUUUUGACUUGCAAGAGGCGGUUGAGUCGGCGAUUGCCAACUCGGAGCGGAAAAGAUGA
Molecule: messenger RNA, 2361 nt
Organism: Metarhizium brunneum ARSEF 3297
Lineage: Eukaryota; Fungi; Ascomycota; Sordariomycetes; Hypocreales; Clavicipitaceae
Product: Sulfate permease 2
Biological process (GO): transmembrane transport
Cellular component (GO): plasma membrane
Molecular function (GO): secondary active sulfate transmembrane transporter activity
Source: RefSeq, a predicted model, not a curated record